UCCUGUCCGGGAAACAAACCUCGCUUGGCGGACGCAAGAGCUAAUUUACUUGGUAGUGAUCCCAGCACUAUUCCGGUAUGGCAGUAGAUCUACAGUGUACGACAAGGGACUGACCGUGUGAGUGUAACUUCUCCUCGCACAUCUUCGCUGUUGCUAUUUUAGUACUGCCACAACAACAGUCGGUCCACAAUGCCAAUGGUCGCCUGUGAGCAUAGUUACGUAGAUCUGCAGUGCAGGCUGUGCAGUACUUUCAUCAGUAUCAGUUCGUAUUGUGGCUUAUAACCACGCACUGACAAACAGCGGUGUCCAGAUGACUAAACCGGAAAGUUGGGAAGAUAAAAUCAGUCUUCGUAGGGCGACGUCCAAGCGGAGGCUUUGGGAGAUAAGGGCAAGAGAAGCUGAAGGUGUUACUCAUCCUGGCGGGCAACGUCAUGCCGCAACAGGGCACACCAGAUGCCAGCCUCGGACGAGACAGAAGAGCGUAGUGGAAGAAAACGGUCGCGGAUUUAGUGAAGACGGGGGUGACAAAGUCCCUACUUUAGGCCUUAUGUGUGCGCUCUCUCCCUCUCUGUUCUGUGAUCUGGUGAUCAAAAACAAGUUCGUUCUGUACGACUGAAAGAACUAUCGCGUACGGACUCGUAGAUCUACACCUUUCUCAUUCUUGGUUACGAACCCACGAGGUGUGACGGGACUGACGAAUAUGGAGGCCGCUGCCCACCGCGGACACAGGAUCGAUCCCAACCGCUGCUUUUCCGACGAUAUUCUAAACUUGACCUUUGGAUGUGAGGUCGCCUUCAAUGCCCAGACUCACCAUUCGCAGUCCACCAGGGUUCAUUCCUUGCUUGAUGUGCCCGGCGGGCAAAUUGCAUCUUCCUCUCGGCCAAGAGCCUCUGCGAGGCAGAAAGCAGCAGCCAUGGACAUCAUCAACUCUGCCCAGCUCAAAGUUCUGAGCAAGCACAAGUACUCCGUCGGCGGCCAGUCAUGGUUGGAGCGGGUGUUUCUCAGCCCGUUUUGCAAUAUACUCGUGGAGAUGUUCCCACGCUGGCUGGCGCCGAACGUGAUCACCUUCAUCGGUGCUCUCUGCUUUGUGGUACCCGGAUGUUACCUGGUGUUUCACACGCCCACUGCCACGCUUAGUGACGACAAGAUGCCCGGCGCUUUCUGGCUCACUCUCAGUGUGUGCUGCUUAGCGUAUCAACUUCUGGACUGCAUUGACGGCAAGCAGGCGCGUAGGACUGGCAAUAGUUCCCCCCUCGGCGAGUUUCUUGAUCAUGGAAUCGACGCGUUUGCCACCAUCAUCCUGCCGCUGUCAGCCGCCUCCUGCGCUCUGCUGGGCGAGGUGCCGCUGAUGCAUGCAAUGGCACCGGUUGCUGCCAUCUCUCUCUUCUUCAUGGCCCACUGGCAUAGCUACGUUGCCGGGACAAUGCAUGUCAACUCUAUGGUGGAUGUCGAGGAGGCGCGUACAUACUUCACUAUGCUUUUCAUCUUGAAUGGCCUUCACCCAAUGGGCAGAGGAUUUUUCUUGCAAGAGAUAGCUGUGGUGCCCUGGUUGCCCAUGCCGCUGACAGUACGCGACCUGUUCUUCGCCAUACCCGCGGUCUUCAUUGCUAUUUCCUUUGCGACAUGCGUGUUGCGCUGCGAAGGUGUUAUUGCGCAGCGCCCAGCAUCAGAACGUCUCGAGCUUCAUGCCCCGCUCAUUCAGCUGGCACUGUGGAUCAUUCCGACACUGCUAACAUGCGUCACUUCACAACUCUUCCGUUCUCACCCGCAACUCAUCAUCUCCACACUGGGUCUGGUCAUGGUCCACUUGGUACAUCGUCUUCUGGUUAUGAACAUGUGCAAGUCCAAAGUGCAGCCAUUUCACCCAAUCCUGGCUAUUCCAUACGUUCUGUUCCUCAACAGCGUCAUGUUGGUCACACCUGAGCACUCGUUGUUCGUCUUCUUCCUUGUUGCCCAGCUAGUAUACAUCCUCAUCUGGUCUGCGCUGGUGAUACGGCAACUUUUGACAUACCUCAAUAUCAGCUUAUGUACCAUUUCAUCCUGGUAAGAGGCGGAACCAAUGCACACGCAUCACUGAGGUUCUUCUGCUACUGGAUUGCAGCCCACAGGCACACUCAGCUUCUCGGCAAAACACUGGCAUGCUGGCAAAACACUGGCAUGCCGGCAAAACACUGGCAUGCCGGCAACCUUGCAACUGGCACACUGGAGUGUGAUAUUUUGCCGUUCCAUCGAGAGGUGCCGGGGAAGACUUCCAUCCUACUGUAGUACAUGGGAGAGAGUGUAUGCGAAUGCUAUCUCUUCCAUCUAUGAACCUACACGCGAGCACCCUGGGCUGUGCCCAGACUUGACAUUAUCCUUCUACACUUUGCGGCUGAGGAUGGCAUACUGCGUUACUAUUUCACAGACUCACCACCGAUUUCGACUACCUGAGAAAAAGCCCACGCCGCCAACGCAGUGGCCAAUUGGUGAAAUUUGACUGAGAAUUCACUUGGGUCUGAUUGAUUUGCUGUUGUCUCAUUUCUUUUUCGAUGCCGUCGAGGCUACCCUUUGGCCUCCGGCCUCCAGUUAUGCUUUUUGCUCUGACUGCCACGUACUUCUCUUUCUGUCUUCGGAUAAUCUGUAAUCCGACUUGUCUGCUCUUUGUUUUUGAUUUCCUGUUCUGUUUUAAGUUUUAACUUUAUCCUGAACAAAAUGCCAUUCUUCUGACUUGAAGUAUAUUACUUAUGAGCUGUGGUCUGAUUUUCAUUAUUUAUUUUUACCCCCCCCCUUCCCUAACCCAUAACACUAUAAUGAUAUUAUAAGAAUGUUUAUUUCAGCAAAAGAAGUUUUCUACGUACUAUAUCUGGCGCUACAAGAAGUAACGUUAUACCGUGAUUGUUGUAUUGAUGGGUGAAGAUGAAAGGGGGUAUGUUCUA
Molecule: messenger RNA, 2915 nt
Organism: Sycon ciliatum
Lineage: Eukaryota; Metazoa; Porifera; Calcarea; Leucosolenida; Sycettidae
Product: cholinephosphotransferase 1-like
Exons: 7
Coding region: 701-2047 (448 amino acids)
Biological process (GO): phospholipid biosynthetic process
Cellular component (GO): membrane
Molecular function (GO): phosphotransferase activity, for other substituted phosphate groups
Source: RefSeq, a predicted model, not a curated record